Molecule: messenger RNA, 1425 nt
Organism: Effrenium voratum
Lineage: Eukaryota; Dinophyceae; Suessiales; Symbiodiniaceae
Source: the annotation of a GenBank genome assembly
AGCUUUUUGUGGCCCAAAGAGGUGCUUCUAGAGCAGAUUUCUUCGCUCCAUGAUCCAGUAUGAGCUGGGACAUUGGCUGGUGUGCUCGGGCUUGUGCAGAUGUUAUGGGUCCGUGUUUCCCAAGACGCUGGGAUGGUCGAUGCCCAUGACAAUCCUGGCCAUCGUGCUGGAGCAAUAUUGGGACGCAGAAGAGUGGACCGCCAACCUGCUCUCCAUUUGGUCCAGCUAUUCUUUCAUUUUGUCGUUUUUGGUGGUCUUCCGCAACAACCAGGCGUACUCUCGGUUCUGGGAAGGAGCUUCAUUGAUGAACGAGAUGCGUGGGGAGUGGCUGAACGUGUGCACGAGUUUGGUGGCCUUCUGUUCCAGCGAGAAGGACAAAGAGGCGGAGGUCCAGUCGUUUCAAGAGCUCCUCGUUCGCCUGAUGAGUUUGUUGCACUGCUCUGCUUUGCAGGCGGUGUGCAAGCUUGCGGACAAGCGACUGGAAUUGAUCGAUGUCUAUGGCGUGGAUGUCAACAGCCUAAGACAUUUGAGGGACAGCGUGAACCGCAGCGAUGUCUUGUGCCUAUGGUUGACCCGGCUGAUUCUGGAGAACAGUGAGAAGAAAGUGUUGGUGGCCCCGGCUCCAAUCCUUUCGCGCUCAUUCCAGGACCUUGGAAGAGGCAGAGUGCGGAUGUCCGAGUUGGUGAAGAUCAAGGACAUUCCUUUUCCCUUCCCCUACCAGCAGCUGAUCAUCACCAUGCUCGCGGUCCAUUCGGUCAUCACGGCCAUGAUCACCAGCCAGUACAUCCACCCCUGGUACUGGGCCGGGCUCAUCACCUUCAUCGCCAUGUCGGGCUUCUGGGCGCUCUUCUACAUCUGCGCCGAGAUCGAUCACCCUUUCGGAGAUGACCCCAACGACUUGCCGCUGGGGGAGCUGCAGAAGGACUGGAACGCGCGUUUGUUGGAACUUCUGCAAGACAUGUCUCAGAGACCGCCCGAGUAUACGGCACAUCGCCAUGGCUUGCAUGCAGCUCGCUUCUCCAUCACCUCAUAUCUCGCCCAUACGCAUGGUGAUCAUGCGAGGACCUUGAAGUCAGGUCUCUCCUCCACUGAUAUCUUUGACUCGCUUGAUGAGCUGAUCUCACAUCAUGCCUCCUUUGCAGUAGAUUGCAGAGGUUCGCAACAUCCGCCAGUGUUGUUGCCCUCCUUCGAUUCUGAGCAUUCCAAGUCAGAUUUCAACACCGAAGUAUCCGAAGAGUCGCACAUUGGACACUUGAGAGAGUUCAGUACUAUGGCAUCUCCUAUGGCAGACACACCCUCGCAGCAAGCCCAUGUCUAAGGCUGACAACUGCAAGAACAGGCUGCUUAGUUUUCACGCUGUUGAUGCAUGCGUUUUUUUUUCUUCGGAAAUUCACCUGAAGAGGCUCCUUCUUGCAGCUCGAAAGA